CACUCAGAACAGGCCGCCGAGGAUUAUACGAAGACACAUAGCUGUAGAUUGUCUUGUAUUGCGGACGUGGUCGGUCGUCUGAGGCACCUCGCAUAAGUGCUGCGCAUAUCGUCAGACGACGGUACUCACUGUCUACGGGCAAGGGGUCAAGGGAGUCGGAGUCUGGCCUAUUCGGUUAAGUCUGUUGAAGCCAUCAGCCCUACGUGGACACGCCGCGAGUGAACGGAAGACAUUCCUGUUUCAGCAAGAAAAGCAAGCAAGCAAGCAAGCAACCAGCAGGCAGGCAGGCAAGCGAGGCAAGGGUCCCUCCAGGAAGCACAGCGCCAAUAGCUUGUCAUUCAGCCACGUUCACGCACACGUCGCUGUUGUCAUCUUACAUACCUACCUACCUACCUGCCUACGUACGUACAGUUGUAGUAAACAUGGCCGAUGUUCCACUUCUAGUCACCUCGGAGAAUUCCUCCUCCGAGAGGCGAAUCACGCCUUCAUGGUCCAUAAGUCAGCUGAAGAGCAAGCUCGAACCUAUCACGGGCAUCCCGCCUUCCUGCCAGCGCCUGAGGUUGAAGACCUCGGCCAACGAGACCGUGGCUAUCGAAGCCGAGGAUGAGGAUGUCACGCUCCUCACCAACUUCCGCUUGGCGCCGUACGCUGAGUUACAGAUCGUCGAUACUCGGCCACCUGGGGCUAGGCUGAACUUCAACGACACAUCUAGCGUCGAGAAAUAUGUCAUGCCAAUUGAAGAAUACGAAAAGAAGGCAGACUCAGUGCUGGCCUGGAAGAAGGCCGAGAAACUCGGCCGGUUCAAUCCUGAUGCUCCAAGCCUCGAGAAGGCCAAGGUGGAUGCCGUCGACCAGGAGAUCAAGAGUCGAGGCAUCGAACCCGGGAAGCGAUGUCGGGUGGGUGGGGAUGAUACGCGUAGAGGCGAGAUCAAGUUUGUUGGCGAGGUCAAGGAGAUACCUGGCACCUUGGGCGCUUGGGUCGGCGUUCAUCUCGACGAACCGGUCGGGAAGAAUGAUGGUAGCAUAGGAGGCACCAGGUAUUGGGGUGAGGAAUCCUCACUCAAGCAUGGCGUGUUCGUCAGGCCAGAGCGAGUCGAGGUUGGUGAUUGGCCAGUCCUCGACGAUUUAGAGGACAUGGAAGAGAUAUAGCCUGCAUUAGACCAGUUCAUCCGUCCUCUGGUAGACGGCAAAAUCGCCGGCCACACGAAUGGUAGCAUGGGGUACCCUUCUUUUCACGCGGCUAAUAGGUAUCUCUAAA
This is a messenger RNA of Xylaria bambusicola, 1257 nucleotides long. Its product is annotated as CAP Gly-rich domain-containing protein. Gene Ontology annotation, biological process: tubulin complex assembly; cytoplasmic microtubule organization; post-chaperonin tubulin folding pathway. The transcript has 3 exons. Gene Ontology annotation, cellular component: nucleus; cytoplasm; microtubule plus-end. Gene Ontology annotation, molecular function: alpha-tubulin binding; microtubule plus-end binding. The coding region runs from base 423 to 1148 and encodes 241 amino acids. The record is from RefSeq and is a predicted model, not a curated record. NCBI's taxonomy places the organism in Eukaryota, Fungi, Ascomycota, Sordariomycetes, Xylariales, Xylariaceae.